AUGAACAAGAUUCCUUCAUUCAUGAGGAGCACUCUUGUUGCUCUUGUGCUUGUCCUUUCCCUCACCCUGUGGUCAUCAUCGACCUCUCUGGCACAAGAUAUUGUCUAUGAAACCCAUCCAGUUCCAGUCUCACAAGAUUAUACCAAUGCUUUCGAUGCUGCCGUCCAAGAGAUGAUUAUUGACCAAUCUUUCAUUGAUGCCUUCCGUAAUUACAUGUAUUUCCCUGUUCCUGCCUGUGUGAAAGAUUUGGUCCAAUAUCCACAGAUCAAUCCAUUUGCAAAUCGUAAAGCUCUUGUCAUGUGCAUGGAAACUGGAGUCAUCUCUCCCUAUUUGGAAGUCAAGCGAAUGGUUGGAAACACCAUUGUCAAGAAGAUUAAUGCUCACUAUGGAGUGAACUUACAAGCUCAAUUCAAAUAUCUAAACACCUCUGGAAAGGGUUUUUUCAACACAAUGAAAGACGGUGUCGAUUCAGGUGAAUGUGAUUUAAUUUCCUCCAAUGUGACUCCAACGAAUGAGAGAGUCUCAGUGGCUCAUUUCCAAUGCAAUUAUGGAAUGACUUCACAGGCUUUCCUUCGAACCAAUAGGGAUCCUCAUCUUUCUCUUAAAACAUUGCAAGAUCUCAAUCAGACCAACAUUGUGGUGGGUGCUUCGAGAGGGACUACUUAUGAGAAUGUCAUAAAAACUCAACUCUCUGCUGCUCAAUAUGUCCCACUCGAUGAUGGUGAUGUUCCCUAUGAUGCUAUUAAGAAUAACCAAGUGCAUGCAGUCAUUGGAGAUGGAGUGACGUAUUUAAUUUGGGUGAAACAGAAUCCAUCGAUUUGUCAGAACUGUACUGUGAAUUUUUAUAACUCACCCUAUGGAUAUGGAACGUUUACGACGAAUAGAAUUAUUGCUUCAUCCUCAGCUACAAGGAGUUAUUGUGGUUCUUGUUUCAUGAACACUUGGAGUGGUUAUUUGUUGUUCUUGGGAAUGGUCAUGUGGAUGAUGUACAUCCUAUAA
Molecule: messenger RNA, 999 nt
Organism: Naegleria fowleri
Lineage: Eukaryota; Heterolobosea; Eutetramitea; Acrasida; Naegleriidae
Exons: 1
Coding region: 1-999 (332 amino acids)
Source: RefSeq, a predicted model, not a curated record